GAGACACAAAACAAGUAGAUUAUUGCGUGAUGAAAUCAUUACAUGACUGGAGAUGUGAAAUUCAGGUGUAGAAAGUAAAAAACCUGCCAACCUUUAGUUUCAGCCACUGGUGUUUUUCUCGUGCUCAAGCAGGUAAACGAGCUCGAGCAUCAUUUACCUGCUUGAGCACGAGAACCAAUGCUGCAGACUGUAGCUUACCUGCUGGUUCAGUAGAAACACCCGUAGCUAAACCCACAUUGUUGAAGGGUUUUGACUUUCUGGACCUGCAUUUACCUUCUCUGAACAAGUUUGACGUCGUUUCGAGUGGAAUUGGAAUGGAAAUGCCACUUCCGCUUUCGAACUUUUCAAAGGAGGAGUUUGCUAAAUUUACAUCGCUCACCUGAAGCACACUUAACUUUCUUUAACGCCAGCUGGCCGGUCGGCCAACUACCCCGACAGGAACAAACACAGGACGGAAGCUCUCAGGCCUGACACCCAUGGCCGAGCCCGAAGAGGCCCACGCAUUCUGGGAAAGGUACGAGAGGAACCUCGCCAAAGGUCUCAAGCGACGCAGCUACUGGGGUGACAGGUCCCCCGCUGGAGGCACCCAUGGCUGUCCCAGUCGCGAUAUCCUGAAGGUGGGCGUCUUUCUGCUGACCUCGGCGAUCUUCUUCCCCUUCCUGGUGUGGGGGGGGUUUGUCUUUUUGCCCUUUGAUGCCCCCCUGCUGGACAGCGCACCCCUCAGGAUGCUCUACGUGUUACGCUGCUCCGUCUUUGGUGCCACGCCGGUCGCCCUGGGCUGGCUGGCGGUGGGCGUAGCACGUCUCAGGUUUGGUGUGGUUAGGCCGCUUUUGGACGAAACGGAGGUGGCGGCGGAUGUUGAGGACCUCAGCGUUCACAGGAACUACACUCGUCAGUCUGUCAGCCUCUUCCUGCUGUACUUUCUGCAGCUGGUAGUCAUGGCAAUGUACCUGAGCCAAGAGCAGCUGAAGCUCGUGCCUCUGCUCGCCCUCGUCUUCGCCUUGGGACGGGCGGUUUAUUGGCUGGCCGCCGCGUUGGGCAGCAGCGUUCGCGCUUUUGGACAGGGCUUGUCCUUGCUGCCCAGUCUGGCCAUGAUGACAGCCAACUUGGUGUUCGUCUUCACGGCGGAAUCGUCUGCAUACCUGUGGAGCUCGCCCCAGCGUACCGACGCCACGGCGCCUGUGGGCCACCAGAGGUUCUGGGGAUGAAAAGCAGCAAGAGUUGCAGCGAAACAAUUGCGGUGACAUCAGCUUGACCUUGCAGUUUUUCAAGCAUUUGCUUGGUGCUUUCAUAAUAAAACAAAUUAUUCUCACUAUGAA
Messenger RNA from Syngnathus acus (greater pipefish), 1319 nucleotides. RefSeq names its product transmembrane protein 79-like. Gene Ontology annotation, biological process: regulated exocytosis. The record is from RefSeq and is a predicted model, not a curated record. Bases 477 to 1208 code for a protein of 243 amino acids. Lineage: Eukaryota; Metazoa; Chordata; Actinopteri; Syngnathiformes; Syngnathidae. The transcript is spliced from 5 exons. Gene Ontology annotation, cellular component: lysosomal membrane; trans-Golgi network membrane.